Messenger RNA from Prunus dulcis (almond), 4431 nucleotides. RefSeq names its product protein FAR1-RELATED SEQUENCE 12-like. Gene Ontology annotation, biological process: regulation of DNA-templated transcription. Gene Ontology annotation, molecular function: zinc ion binding. NCBI's taxonomy places the organism in Eukaryota, Viridiplantae, Streptophyta, Magnoliopsida, Rosales, Rosaceae. The transcript has 3 exons. The record is from RefSeq and is a predicted model, not a curated record. Bases 214 to 2745 code for a protein of 843 amino acids.
CACCAGUUAGUCACUCUGAAACCGAAAGGAGCUGAGACAUAAGCCCUAAAAUUCUACAGUUCUUCCGGUUGCUCUCUGCCUGAUAGACCACAAUAUCCGAAAUAUCUGGUUCGUUGAAAUCCCACCGGAGCAUCCAAGAGCUUUGCACCCUCAAAGCAGCAGAAUUUUUCCUCGUUUCCCUUCCUCUUCUUCCCUUUUCACUCUCUAAGGUGGAUGGGUUGUAGUGAGCCUGAUAUAUCAAGUCAUCCACAAGAAGAGAGUGACUACAAUGAACUUCCAACGUCAUUUAGAUUGGAUAUUGAUGUGCAACGUGAUUGUCGAAGCUCAAAAGAUUCCUCUGCCGAAAGGAGUCAGGCGUUUAUCGACCAUGAACAUGACUCUCCGAGAGAGUGUCAAAGUCCAAAAGGUUCCUCUUUUAAGAAGAGGCUGGUGGUUAUUGAUACUGAGCAGGAGUAUCAGAGUCCAGUUCCUUCUUCUAUUGACAAGAACCAGGUGGAAAUUGACUGCGAGGAAAGUGAAACCCCAAAAUUUUACUCUGUGAGUAAGUUUGAGAUGGAUGUAGAUGGUGAGCAGGAGUUGCAGAGCCCAAAUGUUCCCUGUGCUGAUGUACCAGGAGCUGGUAUGGCCAUGAAAGGUGAGGAAUACAUUUAUGUGGUACCGCAAAUUGGGGUGGAGUUUGAGUCAGAAGACCAUGCAUACAAUUGUUACAGUAGAUAUGCUGUGCUGGAAGGUUUCAGCAUUAGAAAAGAUUUUGUAAAUAAAAGUAGGAUAAAUGGUAUAGUUGUUUCAAGAAGGUACACUUGUUAUAGACAAGGAUAUCGGCCUAUCCAACAUAAUGCCAACGUGAGGAAAUCCCGGCAGGAAACAAGAACUGGUUGCUUGGCACACAUGACCAUUGCACGUCAACCCAAUGGCAAGUUUUGUGUUACUCAUUUUGAACCUAAGCACAAUCAUGAGUUUGUUGCCCCGUGUACAACUUAUCAGUUACCAUCACAGAAGAGAUUGAAUUUUGCUCAAGCAAUUGAAGCCGACUUGGGUGAUAAAUCUGGAAUAGAUGGGGUGCCAAAACUUGGAAUGGGGUUCGACUCAGAAGAUCACGCAUAUGAGUUUUACAACACAUAUGCUGGACGGGUAGGUUUUAGUGUUCGGAAGGAUUAUGUAAAUAGGAGCAAAAUAAAUGGUUCUGUGGUCUCUAGAAGGUUUACCUGUUUUAGAGAAGGUUUUCGGCAGAGAGACAAACGGGACAUGAAUGUGAAGAGACCUAGAAAGGAGACAAGAAUUGGCUGUUUGGCGCAGUUGGUCAUAUCUCGACAACCUGAUGAUAGAUACCGUGUCACUCACUUUGAAGAAAAACACAAUCAUGAGCUUGUUGCUGCUUGUAGAGUUCACAUGUUGCGGUCGCAAAAGAGAUUAAUUGCAGCACAAGUUUUUGAAGGCGAUUUAGUGGAUUGUUCUAAUAUGCAGCCAGAAGCAGCCUCUGAGUUAAUACGUAAGACAGGUAGAGACUGUGAUAAUAACGGUUAUGAUCCCAUAGAUUAUAAAAAUAAACUUCCUUUCAAAUGUAUGCGAGGAAUGAGAGAGGGAGAAUCAGCCAGACUGCAGCAAUUUUUUCAGAGCAAGCAAUUGAAGAACCCUUCCUUUUUUUAUGCUUUGCAACCUGAUGUAGAUGAUCAAGUAACUAAUGUUUUCUGGGUUGACACCAAGAUGGCGAUGGACUAUGGUGAUUUUGGUGAUGUGAUCUGCUUUGAUACAACUUACAGAUUACAGAAAGAUAGCCGACCAUUCACACCUUUCAUUGGGAUAAAUCAUCAUAAGCAAAUGCUGAUCUUUGGUGCUGCACUUUUAUAUGAUGAAAGUGUUGAAUCUUACAAGUGGCUCUUCCAAACUUUCCUAGAGGCCAUGUCGGGAAAGAAGCCAAAAACUAUACUCACAGAUCAAGAUGCACUGAUGGCUGAAGCAAUUGAUAAGGUAUUUCCCGAAACAAUGCAUCGAAUUUGUGUUUGGCAUGUGUACCAAAAUGCACUUAAACAACUGAGCUACAUGUUUGCGGGCUCUGGUUCUUUUAUCAAUGAUUUAAGCAGUUGUCUUUUUUAUCAUGAGGAUGAGGAGGAUUUCAUUAAUGCAUGGAAGGUAUUGUUGGAUGUAUACGGUCUUUGGGAAAAUGAGUGGUUGCAUGAGAUGUUUGAAUAUAGAGAGAAAUGGUCCACAGCUUAUGGAAGGCAUAUUUUUUGUGCUGACAUAAAAGCUGUACUGCUACAUGAAAGUUUUACUGAAAACCUGAGAAAGUAUUUAAAGUCAGACUCGGAUGUGCUUCUGCUGUGCAAGCAUCUUGGAAAGGUCAUAAAUGAUUGGCACUACAAAGAACUAGAGGGUAACUACAACAUGCACCACCAUCUGCCAGAACUUAUGGGUGAUGUGAUUCUUUUGAAGCAUGCGAGGAAUAUGUACACACCAAUGAUAUUUGAAUUGUUCCAGCAAGAGUAUGAAACAUGCCUAAAUAUCAUUGUGAAUCAAUGCACUCAGACUGGGCCGUUGUUUGGGUACAAAGUUAGCAUAUAUGGGCAACCACGAGAGUACUUGGUUACUUUUGAUUCAUCUACAGAAACAGUUGCCUGUAAUUGUAUGAAAUUUGAGUUUAUGGGAGUUUUGUGCAGCCAUGCCUUGAAAGUACUCGACUAUAGGAAUAUAAAGAUUCUCCCUUCCAAAUACAUUCUGAAGAGGUGGAGUAAAGAUGCUAGGGUCUGAAAUUAUGGACGGAAGCCUUUUGGGGCACUGCAUAAGAAGACAUCUCCAUUGCUGCUUCUAUAGAAGAAAAUCAUUUUCAAUAUGCCUCAAAUUAUCAUUAGGCAGAUAUUGACUGAAAAAGAAGAUGCACAGUGCUUAAGAUCCGUUAUGAACCAUCUUGAAAGACUGUCGUGUAACUUUUUUAUGGCAGCUGACCACAGUAUAUUGUACCAUCAUCCCGAGGCUAGGUUGGUUUCUCUUGUCAUAGAUUUCUAUAUGUCCUGAAAUGAAGACCCAUCAUCUGUUACAUAUUAUCUCGGCUAUAAUUUGAAUCCUUGCUUAACAGAUUUUUGUUUCUUUACUACUUAGGGGUACACUCAAAUAAUGAGAUGCUGAAACCUAUUUCCAAAUGGAAAUUCCACAGCCUUCCACAACUUCUACACUUCGUAGAACAAUUCUUGGUACAGGUAAAAAUGGAAAGACCGUACAAUUUUUUGUCCACUAACCAACUACACUCUUCAUACAUUUGCUCAAAAUCUAUAUGCAUAUAUGUCUCCGGCAAAUUAAUUUUGGUAUGCGGUGCGAUCAAACCUAACUAAAAUUUGCUAGAAGCUUUCAGCAGGACUGAUAUAUCUCAAUAAAUUCUGCUCCAACAGAAACUUGGGUUAUCCCAGCUGAAUGUUUGGAGAUGUAUUCUCACGAGUAGUCUUUAAGGAUCGUGAAAUGAGAGAACAAGUUGGGGUUCGCUUAUUCUUUCCCUGAACAUUCUUGGUGCCACUGCUCUUGAUUGGAGCUCCUCUAGGAGAUAGAGACGUUGAUUGCUCAACUACGCUUGGAGUUGGAGUGGUAGUGGACUUUUUCCCUAGCUUCUGUGGCAGAGGAUGAGCCACUGGAACCUGUUGGAAGAAAUCAAGGAUAAUAAUAAAUGAUUAAACACUGAGUUAACAUAUUAUGGUUAUCGCAGAAGCAUAGCUGCACAGCUCGACAAACAUACCUUGUCUAUCUCACUCUUUUGUGCUUUUCUUUCUUUAUAGAAAUCAGGAAGUGGCCUGGCCUUGAAGCAAAGGGUUUGGCGAAAUUUUCCAAUCUCUAUUCCUUCUUUCUCCUGCAUAAACCAUAGAGAUUCAUGUAUUGAGCCAAGUUGUGGUGACCAAAAUUAGUUUGAUAAAGGUAGUGUGCAUGGCUGUUUUCUGCCUAGGUCCAUUAAGCUGCUUUCUUUUUUUCGUAUCUUGGUUUGUACAAACAAAAAUGGCAAAGGAUUGAAGAAGCUUCGUAAGGAGAGAACAACCUUGAGUUUUCUUUGUACCUGCACCUUUUGUGCCUCAUUAGCAUUGAACUUUUCUUCAAGCUUCUGAAAACAUGAGGUCCAUAAGUACUUCAACCACAUAUACAACUAUCUCAUGAAACAGAUUUGAUCACAAUUUAGGAACAUGUAUAUAGAAGAGAAAAGGCAAACCCUUGCCUUCUUUCUACUUGCAGCUCUUUCCUCAGUUCUUAAGUUGAAAGGGGCAGAUGAAAAUGGGGACCGCGCCUUGUUUCUGCAGGCACUCAAAAACUUUGAACAACUGGCCAAAUUGGGAAAGAAAAAGAAAAAGAAGACAUAAGAGCUCAAAGUCCCUUUUAGAGAAAUGGCGCUAGGUGGGACCCAUAGUAAAUCCAUUAAUUCAGAUGUUUAAUAUUUGAGAAUUCAAGUUGAGUUGCUCUGCA